Molecule: messenger RNA, 1110 nt
Organism: Linum tenue
Lineage: Eukaryota; Viridiplantae; Streptophyta; Magnoliopsida; Malpighiales; Linaceae
Source: the annotation of a GenBank genome assembly
UAAUGGUUUAACAUUUAAAGCCGUUGGAUCGAUCUACCAGCUUGAGCCCCAAGUUUGAAGUAACGUGGAACGCAAACACGGAGCAAACUUCCUCAACUAUAAUUAUUUAUUUAUUAUUUUGUAGCCUCAAAAUUCAUGAAUUACUCUUCGAUUUUGGAUAAAGCCCGAUAAUUUGGUGGGGUUCUUUUUCAUAUGAUCGGCUGCCAAAAGACCAACCGAGUCACCAGCUGUUAACAGAGUUUCGAUCAAACUCGCCAGCAUCAUCUUGUUCUUCAGCCUCCUCGUCUUCUCCGCUCCCUUGCUUCGGAAUCGUUUCGUAAGGAAGGGAAGAAGGGAUGGCUAAGAGUUGCUUCAAGCAAGAGCAUGACCAUGAGAAGAGAAAAGCCGAAGCUGCCAGGAUCAGGGAGAAAUACCCAGAUAGAAUUCCGGUCAUUGUGGAGAAGGCAGAGAGAAGCGAAAUACCAAAUAUAGAUAAGAAAAAGUACCUUGUCCCAGCUGACUUGACUGUUGGACAGUUUGUUUAUGUUAUCCGAAAGAGGAUCAAGCUGAGUGCUGAGAAGGCGAUCUUUAUAUUCGUCGACAAUGUCCUGCCACCAACUGGUGCCAUCAUGUCUGCUAUAUAUGAAGAGAAGAAGGAUGAAGAUGGGUUUCUGUAUGUCACUUACAGCGGUGAGAACACGUUUGGGACGGAGAUUGGCCUGCCUCCUGAUCGCUUGGGCAUAUUCUCAUUCUCCAAAAAUCAACAUUCACCAACAGCAUCUAAGGUCUUGAUUCUUAACGCAAUCAUUUUAGCUUGGUGGGGACUGGAGAAGAACCAGCUUAAGUAGGGUUAUUUACGUAUAUGUUAGUAGUUGGAAAGUGAUAAUAAUCUUUUUUACUUGUCGUAACACAUUAAUAUUUUACAUGAUAUCACCACAACCAUGGUAGAUUGAGUGAUUGACUAUGUUUCAAGGAAAGAUAUCAGUAUGUUAUAUCCUUAUUCCUAGAACGCUACAGCCUACAAUAUAUGAAAUAUGGAAAAAUCCAUGACAUGGGGUUGUGGGUGACGAGAUCGUAGUUGCGUGCUUUAUUAUAAUGGUCGACUUUUUCAUAUCAAAUCUAAAAUAAAAA